GACUAUCACGUGCCGGUCCUCCAGUUCCCCGUCACACCCAAUCAGUGGGAUCUCACCACUCAACAGGUUAAAGAGGACUGGAAAUACGUGGCUAUGGUUUUGGACCGACUAUUCUUAUGGAUAUUCACGACGGCUGUACUCGUGGGCACAUGUGGCAUUAUACUUCAUGCGCCCACUCUUUACGACGACAGACAACCGAUUGACGUGAAACUGUCAGAAGUGGCACAAGUAAUACUCCUCAGGAAUAAGGGCUGACACUAUUCACAUCAUUCUUAUACUAUGUAUAACACAAUUGUUCACAUCAUUUGCUUGAAAAGACUGAAUAUUCUUUCCAUUCGUCUCUCAUUCGUCAUCAAAAGCUGUUAUUCUUGAGAUAAAUGUUUGAAUCUUUUAUAGCGAAGCAUAACUUCAC
Molecule: messenger RNA, 412 nt
Organism: Medioppia subpectinata
Lineage: Eukaryota; Metazoa; Arthropoda; Arachnida; Sarcoptiformes; Oppiidae
Source: the annotation of a GenBank genome assembly